GAGCCCACCGUAACGCCCGUGACCAACUCGACGGACUCGCGUCGCCGCCGCCCUCCUCGCUGCCGAACCCUAGCCCACCGCCGUCCCCAUCCUCACCGCCGGCCGGCCCUCCGCCCGCCCGCGCCGCGGCCGUCGCAUCCGCGCGGCCGCUCGACUCCUUGCCCCGCGCCGCCGCCCGUAUCACCCUCGCCGCGGCCUGCGUGGUCACCGGCGGCGCCAUGGAUGCUUUCCAAGAAUAAAAAGCUCAAGGAUGUGGAGAUCAGUUUCCCCAUUGUCUAUGGAACCAUUUCUUUCUGGCUUGGUAAAAAGGCGAGCGAGUACAACUCUCACAAGUGGACUGUUUAUGUCCGUUCGGCAAACAAUGAGGACCUGAGUGUCAUAGUUAAGCGUGUGGUGUUUCAACUUCACCCAAGUUUUCAAAACCCAACAAGAGUUGUAGAGCAGCCACCUUUUGAGUUGUCUGAAUCUGGAUGGGGAGAAUUUGAAAUAGCUAUAACCCUUUAUUUCCACAGCGAUGUCUGUGAGAAGCGCUUGGAUCUGUUUCAUCAGCUUAAGCUGUAUCCGGAAGAAGAAGCCGGACCUCAAUCAACCAAAAAACCAGUUAUUGUGGAAACAUAUGAUGAAAUUGUCUUCCCUGAGCCUACAGAGGCCUUUUUUCAGCGUGUGCAAAAUCAUCCAGCAGCUAAUGUGCCCAGGCUCCCUCCUGGCAUAACCUUGCCUCCGUCAGGCUCCAUGGAAAUUGUUCCAUAUGAAAAGAAGCGUGGUGACACUAAGGAUCAUGCUUUGAGCCAGUGGUUCUCGAAUUUCUCUGAGGCAGAUGAGCUUUUAAAACUAGCUGCGGCUCGGCAGCAGGUUCAGGCUCACAUUGCCAAGCUGAGAAGACAGUUAACCAUGAUGGAAGGAAUGCCCCAGCAAUCAAAAGUUCUUUCUGGUCCUGGACAACAGUUUGGGCACAUCUGAUGUAGCAUACUAUGCUUCAAUGUUAACGUACCUGGUUGUAAGGAAGAUGUUGCCUGUUGGGAACUGAACCUCACAACAACUGCUUAGCAUACGGGAUGCGUAUCUCUGUAUCUCAUCGGAGACCCGGCCUUAGGCUAGCGACUGGACUAAUCUGUUUGCUGUAUAUAUUCUAGAAUGAGUACUCUUCUAGAAUUCUAGUGGAUGAUGCUUCUUAAGAGAACAUUGCUCGUGUCUACAGUCUCCUGCUCUUUUUUCUUUUUUCUGUAUCCUGACCUCCUAGUCGUACGGAGAAGGCAUGUCUAUUAUCACUGGCCUUAUGGUUCUAGCAUCUUUUUGCUACACGAUGAUUGUCAUGCAUUAUCUGCAACUCUGAAGGAUUUUGGUAUGGUUUUCCA
Messenger RNA from Setaria italica (foxtail millet), 1355 nucleotides. RefSeq names its product transcription initiation factor TFIID subunit 14b. The coding region runs from base 223 to 960 and encodes 245 amino acids. The record is from RefSeq and is a predicted model, not a curated record. NCBI's taxonomy places the organism in Eukaryota, Viridiplantae, Streptophyta, Magnoliopsida, Poales, Poaceae. The transcript is spliced from 7 exons. Gene Ontology annotation, biological process: regulation of DNA-templated transcription.